Messenger RNA from Hypanus sabinus (Atlantic stingray), 5030 nucleotides. RefSeq lists its product as uncharacterized. Gene Ontology annotation, molecular function: catalytic activity. Lineage: Eukaryota; Metazoa; Chordata; Chondrichthyes; Myliobatiformes; Dasyatidae. The transcript has 2 exons. The coding region runs from base 1629 to 2951 and encodes 440 amino acids. The record is from RefSeq and is a predicted model, not a curated record.
UUACAGCAGCAUAGUGAUUAAGCAAUUGGACCAGAGUUUACAAGGUCUGGAUUACUGAUUUGACAGUGUGAUUUCAAAGUUCCAGUGUUCCAUUUUAGGAAUUUAAAUUCCAGUAAGUAAAUAAACCUGCAAUUUAGAAGUGGCACUUGUGGUGACCAUGAAGUUAUUAGAUUGCUGUAAAAACCAAUUUAUUCACUAACUGCUUCUAGGAAGGCUCUUACUUACUUGGUCUGUAUAUAUGUCAUUAUGGACACAUCCUGCUACAUUUAUUUACUUUAUUCUGAGAUGCAGUACAGAAUAGAACCGUGUAGCCCAUUGAGCCACACCUCCAAACAUUCCCCAAUUUUAGCCCCAACCUAAUCACAGGACAAUUUAUAAUGACCAGUUAACCAGUGUGUCUUUGGACUUUGAGAUGAAACUGGAGCACCUGGAGAAAUUCCGACACUGGAAUUGAACUCCAGACGCCUAAGCCCUAAGCUGUAAUAGCACCAUGCUAGCCGUAACGCUGCAGUAACACCCAACCAUGGGGUUGACUCCCAAUCACCUAUUUAUAAACAAAGCCUGUCGGGAAGCGGCCUGGUCGAGGGAAGUGCCUGGUGUGAAAAGUGCCAGUCUUUGGCUCGGGAGUCUUCAGUGAGGAGGUGGAGGGAGGAGACUACGCCAGACACAAUUGGAGAGGGUGAAGACAUGACUGCUAAGCUGAUUCAGUGUGCUACGUACAUGAUGUGGGAGGUCAGGGACACUGAUGGUGCCCCCGGCUGCUACAUCUGUGGAAAGUGUGUCCAGAUUCAGCUUCUGAAGGAGCAUUUUGCAGCACUGAAGAAAGAACUGGAUGACCACAGGUUUAUCCGCGAAAACGAGAGUUUUCUGGACAGGACCUACAGUGAGGUCAUCACACCAAGGAUACCGGAAGAGAGAAAGGCGGCGACGAUGAGGAAGGAAAGGAUGCUUGAAGUACAGGAGACCCCAAGGAAUAUACCUCUCGUAAACAGGUUCACCCUCUUGGAAGCUGUCAGGCCAGAAGAUACUGCCAGUCUGAGAGGCGGACAGGUCUGCAAGCCGAAAAUUAGUGCAGAAGCAGAGCCGAGGAGUCAGACAUCAGGAAGAACCGUGGUAGUGGGGGACUCUAUAGUAAGAGGUACGGAAAGGGGUUUCUGCAGCAACAGGCGAGAUUUAAGAUGGUGUGUUGCCUGCCUGGUGCUAGGAUCCAGGACAUCACGGACCGAUUGCAGGGAAUCCUCAAGGGUGAAGGUGAACAGCCGGAAGUGGUAGUGCAUGUCGGCACAAAUGACAUCGGGAAGAAGAGGAAGGACAUUCUGCAGUAGGACUUCAGAGAUUUCGAAAGAAGGCUGAAAAGCAGGAAUUCCAGGGUGGUUAUCUCUGGUUUCCUUCCAGUUCCUUGUGCUGGAGGGCAGGAACAGGGAGAUAAUGGAUCUGAAUGUGUGGCUGAGAAACUGGUGCAGGAAGCAAGGAUUUACAUUCUUGGACCACUGGGACGUGUUUUGGGGUAGGGAUGAAUUGUGCAAAAGGGACGGGUUGCACCUUAAUAAGCGGGGGGCCAGCAUUCUGGCAGACAGGUUUGCCACUGCAACACGAAUGUGUUUAAACUAAGUAGUGUGGGGGAGGGGAUGAACUGGAAAUAUAAGGAUGGAGUUAAAGGGAAAGUGAAAAUAAGGAAAGCUAAAAAGGACAACAGAAUCAAUGGAGUAGAAAGCUCAAGAAGAGAUCAUACAGUAUGGCCAAGUGAAAUAGGAAUUGAUAUGAAAGGAGAGGGGAGUAACGAAUUAAAAGCAUUAUAUAUGAAUGCACGAAGUAUAAGGAAUAAAGUAGAUGAGCUUGAGGCUCAGUUGGAAAUUGGCAAGUACGAUGUUGUGGGAAUAACAGAGACAUGGCUUCAAGCGGACAGGGCCUGGGAAAUGAAUAUUCAAGGCUUUACAUCUUAUCAAAAGAACAGACUGACUGGCAGAGGGGGUGGGGUGGCUCUGUUGGUGAGGAAUGAUAUUCAGUCCCUUGCGAGGGGGGACAUAGAAACAGGGGAUGUAGAGUCAGUAUGGAUAGAACUGAGAAAUUCUAAGGGUAGAAAGACCCUAAUGGGAGUUAGCUGCAGGCCCCCAAACAGCAGUCUGGAUGUAGGGUGUAAGUUGAAUGAAGAGUUAAAAUUGGCAUGCCGCAAAUGUAAUGAUACAGUUGUCAUGGGGGAUUUCAACAUGCAGGUAGACUGGGAGAAUCAGAAAGGUACUGGACCCCAAGAAAGAGAGUUUGUGGAGUGCCUCCAAGAUGGAUUCUUAGAACAGCUUGUACUGGAGCCUACCAGGGAGAAGGCAACUCUAGAUUUAGUGUUGUGCAAUGAACCGGAUUUGAUCAGGGACCCCAAGGUAAAGGAACCAUUAGGAGAUAGUGACCAUAAUAUGAUAUGUUUCAACCUACAAUUUGAGAAAGAGAAGGGAAAAUUGGAUGUGUCAGUAUUACAUUUGAACAAAGGGAACUAUGGAGCUAUGAGGGAGGAGCUGGCCAAAGUUCAAUGGAACAAUACCCUAGCAGGGAAGACAGUGGAACAACAAUGGCAGGUAUUUCUGGGAAUAAUGCAGAAGGUGCAGGAUCGGUUCAUUCCAAAGAGGAAGAAAGAUCCUAAGGGGAGUAAGGGGCGGCCGUGGCUGACGAGGGAAGUAAAGGGCAGUAUAAAAAUAAAAGAGAAAAAGUAUAACAUAGCAAAGAUGAACGGGAAACCGGAAGACUGGGAAGCUUUUAAAGAGCAACAGAAGAUAACAAAAAAGGCAAUACGCCAAGAAACAAUGAGGUACGAAGAUAAACUAGCCAAGAUUAUAAAGGAGGAUAGUAAAAGCUUCUUUAGGUAUGUGAAUAGCAAAAAAAUAGUUAAGACCAAAAUUGGGCCAUUUAUGGCAGAACGGGUGAAUUUAUUAUGGGGAACAAGGAAAUGGCAGAUGAGUUGAACAGGUACUUUAGAUCUGUCUUCACUAAGGAAGAUACAAACAAUCUCCCAGAUGUAAUAGUGGCCAAAGGAACUAGGGUAAAGGAUGAACUGAAGGAAAUUUAUAUUAGGCAAGAAACGGUGUUGGAUAGACUGUUGAGUCUGAAGGCUGAUAAGUCCCCGGGACAUGAUGGCCUGCAUUCCAGUGUACUUAAAGAGGUGGCUCUAGAAAUCAUGGACACAUUGGUAAUCAUUUUCCAAUGUUCUAUAGAUUCAGGAACAGUUCCUGCUGAUUGGAGGGUGGCUAAUGUUGUCCCACUUUUCAAGAAAGGAGGGAGAGAGAAAACAGGGAAUUAUAGACCGGUUAGCCUGACGUCAGUGGUGGGAAAGAUGCUGGAGUCAAUUAUAAAAGAGGAAAUUACAACACAUUUGGAUAGCAGUAGAAGGAUCAGUCCGAGACAGCAUGGAUUUAUGAAGGGAAAAUCAUGCUUGACUAAUCUUCUGGAGUUUUUGUGGAUGUAACUAUGAAAAUGGACAAGGGAGAGCCAGUGGAUGUAGUGUACCUGGACUUCCAGAAAGCUUUUGAUAAAGUCCCACAUAGGAGAUUAGUGGGCAAAAUUAGGGCACAUGAGUAGCGAUUAACAGGUCCCUUUCGGAAUGGCAGGCUGUGACCAGUGGGGUACCGCAAGGUUCAGUGCUGGGACCGCAGCUGUUUACAAUAUACAUUAAUGAUUUAGAUGAAGGGAUUAAAAGUAACAUUAGCAAAUUUGCCGAUGGCACAAAGCUGGGUGGCAGUGUGAAAUGUCAGGAGGAUGUUAUGAGAAUGCAGGGUGACUUGGACAUGUUGGGUGAGUGGGCAAAUGUAUGGCAGCUGCAGUUUAAUGUGGAUGAAUGUGAGGUUAUCCAGUUUGGUGGCAAGAACAGGAAGGCAAAUUACUAUCUAAAUGGAGUCAAGUUAGGAAAAGGGGAAGUACAAUGAGAUCUAGGUGUUCUUGUACAUCAGUCAAUGAAAGCAAGUAGGCAGUGAAGAAAGCUAAUGGCAUGCUGGCCUUUAUAACAAGAGGAAUUGAGUAUAGGAGUAAAGAGGUCCUUCUGCAGCUGUACAGGGCCCUGGUGAAACCCCACCUGGAAUAUCGUAUGCAGUUUUGGUCUCCAAAUUUGAGGAAGGACAUUCUUGCUAUUGAGGGAGUGCAGCAUAGGUUCACAAGGUUAAUUCCCGGAAUAGCGGGACUGUCAUAUGUUGAAAGAUUGGAGCGACUGGGCUUGUAUACACUGGAACUUAGAAGGAUGAAAGGGGAUCUGAUUGAAACAUAUAAGGUUAUUAAGGGAUUGGACACGCUGGAGGCAGGAAGCAUGUUCCCGCUGAUGGGUGACUCCAGAACUAGAGGCCACAGUUUAAGAAUAAGGGGUAGGCCAUUUAGAACAGAGAUGCGGAAUAACUUUUUCACCCAGAGAGUGGUGGAUAUGUGGAAUGCUCUGCCCUAGAAGGCAGUGGAGGCCAAGUCUCUGGAUGCAUUCAAGAGAGAGUUAGAUUAAGCUCUUAUAGAUAGCGGGGUCAAGGGAUAUGGGGAGAGGGCAGGAACGGGGUACUGAUUGUGUAUGAUCAGCAAGAUCACAGUGAAUGGCGGUGCUGGCUAGAAGGGCCAAAUGGCCUACUCCUACACCUACUGUCCAUAGUCUAUUAAAGCCAUUGAAGCUUAUUUACUCUGUUAAUUAAAACUAUAAUUUUCUUUGUUAGCAUUUUAAUGAUUUUAAUAUAUUUAACAUUUUAUUGUUUUUCAUUGACUUGAAAAGUUUAAAAAUUAUGUUUGAUUGUCCAGACCUUUUAAAAGGGUGUUAAGUGUUUUUGCAACUAGCUGUGGAACUAACGUCAUCACGAUGGUCUUGUAUCGGAGCCUUGGGGUGAUGUCUAAAGCCUGAAUUCCAAACAGAGCCCAAUGCACCAAGGGGAAUGGCCCUCAGGUCAGAGGGUUUGUUUGUUCAGCCUUUCAAUCGAGAUAAAGUUCGGCAGAGUGGAGCGCUGGGCAGUAGACCAGGCAGAGUGAAGACAAUAUUACAGCAAAAUAAACACCACAAUAUCUUUUUUUUCAAGAGCCAAUUC